AUGGAAUCUCGGCCACCAUCAAUCCCUCACCCUCCGUUCCCUCGGCCGUUGCUCUUCAGCACCGCUCCUCAACACUCCCGUGAAUAUGGAUCCUCACAACCACAAACGUCGCGACCGGAGGCACGAUCGCAUACAGCCUACGAUUCUCUGCGUCGGCCAGCAGACGAGCCGACUCGCGCUAUGCCUACGUAUGGCUACGCCGCGCACUCCUAUAACCCGGAUCUGAGGAAUCAAACUCGCUCCACAUCCCCUACGCGUUUUGGCGCAAUGCAGCCUGAUGUAGCAAAGCGCUCGGCGCUCACUUCUCCCGUCAAGAAUAAUGGAAUUCUGGGGAAGGACAGUGCAUUCUAUCGUGAUGCGUCGGCCAUGCGACGCACCUCAUCUCCACGGGACCAGGAGAGCCGUUGGUCCGUGAACCGGAGCCGGAAUCUCAAGUCAGCUUCUUCUACUGCUGCAAACUCGGAAACAUCCUCUGCGCAUACUAUCGGAAACCGCCAAAUGCCUCCUCCGUCGCCACCACAGCCGUACCCAGCCCGCAACUCAUCCGGGUCUUUAUCUCAACCAUCCUCAAGUCUAUUCUCCCGUGAUCACGGCUUCGGAUCGGUACAUCGUCCCGGAGCGAGCAUGUCGAUAUCGUCAAUGCUAGGAUCAGACCCCGAUCGGCCGUCCCGCGAUCAUCCAACCUCGCUCUUCUCAAGACCAUCCAUGUCAUCUCCGUUUGGAGCUUCUCGCAACUCUAGUGGAGCAAUGUCGCCUCCAAAUGCGCCUGCCAGACCACCAUCUACCAUCGACCAUCCUCUAAUGCGUCGUUCACAGACCCCAGACAAGCCAUUCGCCAAAGACCCACUCUCGCGACAGUCCUCGAGAUCGGAGUCUGGUGGAUUUUCUGACUCUACGAAAUUUUCUUUCGGGCGAUCAUCGUUCUCACAGUACCCCGAGAAGUCGACCACCACUCAAAAAUCUCCUCGCAAUGCUACUGCCUCCGAUCCGCCUUUCGGCCACUCCCGCCGAGUGAGUUUGAACAGCGCUAUUCAACGCCCAAGUAGCCAACCACAGCAGGAGGAAACUCGAGCACCCGCAUAUAGCCCUCGAACACGGACGUCUAGCGAGAGUAUUUUUGGAAGUACGCAUCACAAUACGUCCUAUCUAGACCAUGAGACACGUCCAUUUGCGAGAUAUGGCGGAAUAUACUCGGACAGGGCUCGGGAGGAACAACUGGCGCGAGAACGGGAGAAGGAGAAAAAUACUACUCAUGAACCGGAGAGAAAGCCUGCUUUUGGAUUACUACAUGGUAGAUAUGGAGUUCCUCCAGCGGAGCGGGACGAGAAUCGACCUAAUCGUCCAUCAUGGGAGAUUGGAAGAAGCCAACCCAAAUCCCCCGAGGCGCGGCGCUUUACAACAACUGCUUCUGAAUCCGGUUCCGGAUCCGGGUUUGGAUUUGGAUCUAUCCAAAGUUAUACCAAGUCGCUUGGUUCGCAGUUGGGUGCCUCAAGGAGCGCCCCCGCUACCACUCCAUCCCACUCGAGUUUCUCACUUCACUCCCGGCAAAGUCAGCCGACACCACCUCCUCAUGAACAAUCUUUCCUAGGUAAAACUCAGUCACAGCCUCGUCCACUGUCGGUCACUUCUGCGCCUUCCGCAAGCCAAUCAUCUCUUGGUGCAUCGGGCUCAGCAGCAGCAGCAGCCGCCGAGGAGCAACGUAGGAAGGGCAGUGAUGAUUUGAUGCAGCAUCGCACUCUACUAGGAAUCGGUGCGGAUGGAAAACGUGCUGGACGUGCAUCACCCUUGCCGCAAGCCGUACAAGGAGCCCAAGCCCAGUUCAUUGGUUCUGCUGGAGAGACCGGCAUCAAAGGGGAACUAGGCAGGGUGUUUGCAGGCAUUGGCAGUGGCGUGGGCACAGGCCCUUCCAGUUCAACCGGAAGUGGUCCCCCAACACCAAUGACUGCAAGCCCAUUCAAACGGGAUAGUUUUGGGGCAUCCGAACAUGUGGACGAGGGUAAAGCUGGACGUGGUGGUGCUGCUUUAAGCAGGAAGCGAAGCUCAAAAGACGAAGAGCCUACUGACCUCGGCGAACCAGCCCAGGAUUUACGAGGCACCCCGUCAACUCGAGGUGGAUCUCGCCGGGGCCGGCACGUCCACCACCACCAUCACCAUCAUCAUCAUCAUCGAUAUAAGAAUGAGGAUGAAGGUGUUGCACCGCGUACCACUCCUGGUACAACGAGUGUUAUGGGCAAAGCGCCUACCCCUACUGAACCGGUUGCUCCGGUGGCUACUACGACGCCAGCGCACCACCACCAUCAUCAUCACCAUCACCACCACGCGCCACGCAAUAUAUCAUCUACUAUUACCUCGGCUCCAUCUGUUGUUCCUCUCCGGGAUGCUCGAACUCUGGUCAAUAUCAAGCCACUUCUGGAAAGUGUUGCUCAGCUACCGCGACACCAUCUAGGUUCGACAUUAUAUGCGCCACGUAUCGGCGUUCCUAGCGCAAAUUCGUCCGGAGAAAGUCAAAAGUUUGGCUAUACCAGUACUCCGGUUCCUAUCCCUCGAUUUGAAGGAAAGGAGAACUGCACAUUUACAAUUCGUGUACCACGUUUCCGUAUUGAUCCCAGUCACCGAGAGGAGAUAUGCGCAAGGCGAGCUGUUUGGGGAACUGGCGUCUAUACAGAUGACUCAGAUCCUGUGGCAGCUGCCAUUCACUCUGGUUAUAUUCGUGGAGAAUGGGGAGAGGAUGUGGAUAUCUCAAUGCUCGACUUGGAGAUCAAAAGCGACUAUCACCACGCGCCUCAGCCGACAGCUGAGUCAGGCACAACGACGGCGAAGCCAUUGAUCCCACCUGUGCCCCCACCAAACAAAGAUUUACACAUUACACUACUCAUUCUUCCGCGACUGGAACGCUACGAGUCCACGCUCAUGUUUGGCCUUAAGUCCCGAGCCUGGGAAGGAAACCACGAUGGUAUGAGCUUCAAAGUAGAGCGCAUCGAAUGGGUAGACGAAGGAUCAACACGCGGAGAAGAACGCAGCGGAGCCGCACGACGAAAGCGGCUGCGCAAUAUGAUGCAAACCGGACGAAUCUGUACUGGACCGGGUCUGCUACGGAUGCGUGGAGGUCCUGGCUCGUUGCUCGGUAGUAGUUCGGAUCUGAUCACUAAUCAGACUCCUACCAGUGCACCCGUGCAACCUGUAUCAUGA
Messenger RNA from Talaromyces marneffei, 3189 nucleotides. RefSeq lists its product as uncharacterized. Bases 1 to 3189 code for a protein of 1062 amino acids. The transcript is spliced from 4 exons. Lineage: Eukaryota; Fungi; Ascomycota; Eurotiomycetes; Eurotiales; Trichocomaceae. The record is from RefSeq and is a predicted model, not a curated record.